AUGCCUGGGUUGGACGUAAAAACUAGCUGGGGCAACCUUAGUCCCUACGCAGAUGCGCUGGGCUUCGGCAUCUCUCAAGGAUAUCCGGUGGGUUGUGAACUGUCGCAGGUUCACGUACUUCAUCGCCAUGGCCAGCGAUAUCCCACAGAAUGGGACGGCGGUAGCAUGGAGAAAUUCGCUCAGAAGCUGGGCAAUUACUCCAAGAAGAACCCGGACCGCAAGGUCGGCAUCGGCCCGCUGGAGUUCCUCCAUGGUUGGGAGUAUACGCUAGGCUUGGACAUGCUACUGCCCACUGGUGCUGCUACAGAAUCUACAUCUGGUGCACUGUUCUGGAGCAUGUACGGCCAUCUGCUAUAUCGUGCUGGUCCAGGUGAUGCUAAAUAUGACUCGUCGUUAAACGUGUAUCCCAACGGCACGGUCCGCCCAAAGCCCAUAUUUCGCUCGACCUCGCAGCCUCGCAUACUCGAGAGUGCGCGCUGGUGGUUAAGUGGUUUCUUUUCCGACACGGAUUCCAACAGCUCUGAGAGGGAGUACGACCUGACUAUUAUUCCCGAGCAGAAUAAUUUCAACAGCACCCUAUCCCCGACGUCUUCUUGCAAGAAUGGCAGUUUUGUUGGAUUCAGCGCGGCCGAAGCCUUUUCCCCGGCCCUGACCAACGGCGCUCUCAAGCGGUUAUCCAAGUUUUUACCCGAUGAUUUCGACCUCGACGCCAUGGACGUCAGCGCCAUGUUCAGCCUGUGUCCCUACGAGUACGCGGCUUUGGGCCGGUCAUCCUUCUGCUCAUUGUUCACAGAGCAGGAAUGGCGCGACUUCCAAUAUUCCCUCGACCUGGCCUUCUACGGCAGCGCCGGCUUCGGUAGUCCCAGCGGUCGUGCCCAUGGUAUUGGCUACGUUCAGGAACUGGCUGCACGUCUAGAGUCGCGUCUGAUAAUUAGUAGUGAGAGUAGCAUCAACUAUACGUAUGAUGACAAUACUAAGGACUUUCCGCUCGGCCAGCUAUUCUACAUGGACAUGUCCCACGACGAUGUCAUUAUCUCAACGCUGACUGCGCUGGGUCUCAACUACUUCAAUGCUGGCCUCCACGGCCUGUCAACCUCGGUCCCACACGCACCUUCUCAUAACAGGUUCAACAUGAAUCAGGUCGCACCUUUUGGUGCACGUCUUUUUUCUGAAGUUUGGACCUGCCCUAAGGGUGCGUCCUUAGAUCGGCUCCAGGAGAAGAUGUACAAGAAUCCGGAUCUUUCAUCCCAGUCAGAUACCACGGGUUACGUCCGUUUUGUACUGAACAAUGCGCCUGUGUCGGUGGAUGGGCUGUGUGACAACGCUGUAAAUGGAUUCUGUUCCCUCGGGGCCUUCCUACGUCAGGUGCCUAAUCUGACCAAGGAGGCUAUGUACCAGGAGGCGUGCUUUGGCAAUUACAACAUCACGACUCAAGUCUCCAACGGUCAGCCAAUACCGUCUUGA
Molecule: messenger RNA, 1464 nt
Organism: Penicillium waksmanii
Lineage: Eukaryota; Fungi; Ascomycota; Eurotiomycetes; Eurotiales; Aspergillaceae
Product: histidine phosphatase family protein
Exons: 3
Coding region: 1-1464 (487 amino acids)
Molecular function (GO): acid phosphatase activity
Source: RefSeq, a predicted model, not a curated record